GCCCUUAUAAGAUCUCUCUUCUCCCUCGAGGGCGGCUCCCCAGGUCACCCUCUUUCCCUCUCCACACCUCCACCGGCGGCGGCCAGCUUGAGCUCGACGAACCGCGGCAUCUGCGGCGGCGGCGGCGGCCAUGGUGCACGUCAACUUCUACCGCAACUAUGGGAAGACUUUCAAGAAGCCGAGGCGUCCAUAUGAGAAGGAGCGACUUGAUGCUGAGCUGAAGCUGGUUGGGGAGUACGGUCUGCGGUGCAAGCGUGAGCUGUGGCGCGUGCAGUACGCCCUAAGCCGUAUCCGGAAUGCUGCAAGGGAGCUGCUUACCCUGGAUGAGAAGAGCCCUCGCCGUAUUUUUGAGGGUGAAGCGCUACUCCGCCGCAUGAACCGAUAUGGUCUCCUUGCUGAGGACCAGAACAAGCUCGAUUACGUGCUUGCGCUCACUGUUGAGAACUUCCUUCAGCGCCGUCUCCAGACCAUUGUCUUCAAGAAUGGCAUGGCCAAGUCAAUCCAUCAUGCCCGUGUCCUUAUCAGGCAGCGACACAUCAGGGUCGGAAGGCAGCUCGUCAACAUUCCUUCUUUCAUGGUGAGGGUUGCCACCGAGAAGCACAUCGACUUCUCACUCACCAGCCCCCUGGGUGGUGGCCCUGCUGGAAGGGUGAAACGGAAGAACCAGAAGAAGGCCUCUGGCGGCGGCGGUGGUGAUGGAGACGAGGAGGAAGAGUAGGAGCUCAGCAUUGCAAUACAUACCUUUGUUGGAGAAAUUGUCGAAACUUAAUUUGAGACGGCCUUGUAUGACUUCCGCAACAGGAAAUUGAUGAAACUUGGAUUUGAGCUUAGAAACUUGGUGACUUCUGGGUUUUAUAGUUUGAAACGGACCAUGUGCAUAUCUUUGAAUAUCAAAUCAGAACAAGGUUGAGAUAA
Brachypodium distachyon (stiff brome) is the source of this 915-nucleotide messenger RNA. RefSeq names its product 40S ribosomal protein S9-2. The record is from RefSeq and is a predicted model, not a curated record. Bases 131 to 718 code for a protein of 195 amino acids. Gene Ontology annotation, biological process: translation; positive regulation of translational fidelity. Gene Ontology annotation, molecular function: structural constituent of ribosome; rRNA binding. Gene Ontology annotation, cellular component: cytosolic small ribosomal subunit. NCBI's taxonomy places the organism in Eukaryota, Viridiplantae, Streptophyta, Magnoliopsida, Poales, Poaceae. The transcript is spliced from 3 exons.